CACUUGCCAUCGGAGCUUCACUCUAGGGCCAAGCGCGGCAGUCCGGACACCAUGUCUGUGCGUUUUUCUCCUGCAUCCAGACGCCUCGGUUCUUGCGGGGGAGCAGGCUCUGGGCGGCUCUCCAGCGGGGGAGCGGGCUUUGGCGUUGGCAGCGCAUGCGGCGUGCCAGGCUUUGGAAGCAAUUUCUCGUGCGCCUUUGGGGGCAGCUCAUCGGCUGGAGGCUAUGGCGCGGGGCUGGGCGGAGGAAGUGCUUCCUGUGCUGCCUUCACCGGGAAUGAACACGGCCUCCUUUCCGGCAACGAGAAGGUGACCAUGCAGAACCUCAAUGACCGCCUGGCCUCCUACCUGGACAACGUGCGCGCCCUGGAGGAGGCCAACGCCGACCUGGAGCAGAAGAUCAAGGGCUGGUAUGAGAAAUUUGGACCCGGUUCUUGCCGCGGUCUUGAUCACGACUACAGUAGAUACUUCCCGAUAAUUGACGACCUUAGGAACCAGAUAAUUUCUGCAACGACAAGUAAUGCCAGCAUUGUCCUGCAAAAUGAUAAUGCAAGACUCACAGCUGAUGACUUCAGACUAAAGUUUGAAAACGAACAGGCCCUCCACCAGGGCGUUGACGCGGACAUCAGCGGUCUGCGCCGGGUGCUGGACGAGCUGACCCUGUGCAGGACCGACUUAGAGAUUCAGCUGGAGACCCUGAGCGAGGAGCUGGCUUACCUCAAGAAGAAUCACGAGGAGGAAAUGAAGGCGCUGCAGUGCGCAGCAGGAGGCAACGUGAACGUGGAGAUGAACGCGGCGCCCGGUGUGGACCUCACGGUUCUGCUGAACAACAUGCGGGCGGAGUACGAAGCCCUGGCCGAGCAGAACCGCAGGGAUGCGGAAGCCUGGUUCAAUGAAAAGAGCGCUUCGCUGCAGCAGCAGAUUUCUGACGAUGCUGGCGCCACCACUUCAGCUCGAAAUGAACUGACUGAGAUGAAACGGACUCUUCAAACUCUGGAGAUUGAAUUUCAGUCCCUCUUAGCGAUGAAACACUCCCUGGAGUGCUCCUUGAGCGAGACGGAGGGCAACUACUGUGCGCAGCUGGCCCAGAUCCAGGCUCAGAUCGGGGCCCUGGAGGAGCAGCUGCACCAGGUCAGGACUGAGACCGAGGGCCAGAAACUGGAGUACGAGCAGCUCCUGGACAUCAAGGUCCACCUGGAAAAAGAAAUUGAGACCUACUGCCUCCUGAUAGAUGGAGAGGAUGGCUCUUGCGUUAAAUCAAAAGGCUAUGGAGGACCAGGAAAUCAGAUAAAAGAUUCCUCCAAAACCAUCAUGGUUAAAACAAUUGUUGAAGAAAUAGAUCCUCGUGGCAAAGCUCUCGCAUCUAGAGUCCACGGUAUGGAAGAGAAGUCCACCAAAGCCAGCACCAUGAAGAGCGAACCACGGGUGCCUUCCUGAGCCCCAAUAGGAUGAAAAUAUCAAAUCAAAGCUAGCUUCCUAAAUAAGGCCCUCUUGUCUUUCCGCUUUUCUUACAAUUAACUAAAACAAAUUAUUUUUAGAGUAGUAACAACAUUUCUUUGGCUUUCUCUGUGGUGGUGUUUCAAUAAAAGUUCUUCCUGUUGCAAGCCA
Molecule: messenger RNA, 1605 nt
Organism: Phacochoerus africanus (Common warthog)
Lineage: Eukaryota; Metazoa; Chordata; Mammalia; Artiodactyla; Suidae
Gene: KRT27
Product: keratin 27
Exons: 8
Coding region: 52-1434 (460 amino acids)
Biological process (GO): intermediate filament organization; hair follicle morphogenesis
Molecular function (GO): structural molecule activity
Source: RefSeq, a predicted model, not a curated record